Messenger RNA from Cinclus cinclus, 1314 nucleotides. It is a transcript of the gene TMEM183A, whose product is annotated as transmembrane protein 183A. The transcript is spliced from 8 exons. NCBI's taxonomy places the organism in Eukaryota, Metazoa, Chordata, Aves, Passeriformes, Cinclidae. The coding region runs from base 49 to 1197 and encodes 382 amino acids. Gene Ontology annotation, molecular function: protein binding. The record is from RefSeq and is a predicted model, not a curated record. Gene Ontology annotation, cellular component: SCF ubiquitin ligase complex. Gene Ontology annotation, biological process: regulation of protein stability.
CGGGCGCUGUGGCGCUGUCCCCGCUGUCCCCGCGGGGCCCGGCCGGACAUGGCCCCGCGCGGCCGCCCCGCCGCCGCCGCCGCCAUGCCCCGCAGGGGCGCCCGCAAACGCCUCAAGUUUCGCGCCGACGACGUGUGUUCCGAGCGGGUGACGGUGGCAGAUUAUGCCAACUCAGACCCAGCUGUUGUGAAGUCUGGACGGGUGAAGAAAGCUGUGGCCAACGCAGUGCAGCAGGAAGUAAAAUCCCUGUGUGGCUUGGAAGCUUCCUGUGUCCCUACUGAGGAAGUUCUCUCCAUGUCAGGAGAGUCCUGUGACAGCAGCGAUGAGAUGGAUACCAAGGAGAGCAUCAACGGGAGGGCUGCCUCGAGGAAAAAGAAGAGCAAAAGGCACAAAGAUGUGAUGUCCUGUGCCAAUACACCCUCGUUGCCUUUAGAAGAUGCCGAAGGGGGAGGAGGAGAGGAAUAUCCCAUUGACAUCUGGCUGCUUCUGGCUUCCUACAUCCGCCCUGAGGACAUUGUCCGGUUCUCUCUGAUCUGCAAGAAAGCGUGGACUGUCACUUGCACUGCUGCCUUUUGGACCAGGCUCUACAGAAGGCACUACAGCCUGGACGCGUACCUGCCGCUGCGCCUGCGCCCCGAGUCCAUGGAGAAGCUGCACUGCCUGCGCGCCUGCGUCAUCCGCUCCCUGUUCCACAUGUACGAGCCCUUCGCUGCCCGCCUCUCCAGGAACCCCACCAUCCCCGACAGUACUCCCAGCACUUUAAAGAAUUCCAGAUGUCUGCUUUUCUGGUGCAAAAAGAUUGUAGGGAACAGACAAGAAGCAAUGUGGGAGUUCAACUUUAAGUUCAAAAAGCAGUCUCCCAGAUUUAAGAGCAAGUGUUGCAAAGGUCUCCAGCCCCCAAUCCAGUAUGAGGAAGUGCACACAAAUCCAGAUCAGGAUUGCUGCCUGCUGCAGAUCACCACCUUCAACUUCAUCUUCGUGCCAAUCGUCAUGGGCAUGAUCUUCACUUUGUUCUCCAUCUCGGUGAGCACAGACAUGCGGCACCACCGCGUGCGCCUGGUAUUCCAGGACACGCCUGUGCGCAACGGGAAGAAGCCGCGCGUGGAGCAGGGGGUGCAGGUGGUACUGGACCCUGUGCAUAGUGUCAGGCUCCUGGAUUGGUGGCACCCACAGUACCCCUUCUCCCCAAAGGCUUAGUGCUCUCCUGAGUCUGCAGGAGCCUGAAGAGAAUUCUGGCAGGCUGAAGAGAAUUUCUAGGAACCAGGAAAUCCUAUUUUUAUUUCUGAAAUAAAUUCUGCAGUCCCCUUGCAAGUG